Messenger RNA from Anastrepha obliqua, 871 nucleotides. Its product is annotated as trypsin alpha-3-like. Lineage: Eukaryota; Metazoa; Arthropoda; Insecta; Diptera; Tephritidae. Bases 1 to 795 code for a protein of 264 amino acids. Gene Ontology annotation, biological process: proteolysis. The record is from RefSeq and is a predicted model, not a curated record. Gene Ontology annotation, molecular function: serine-type endopeptidase activity. The transcript has a single exon.
AUGCGCCGCAGUAUAUUUUGGCUCGCUGCGAUCGCUGUCUCUAUAAGUACAAUCAACACCGCUAAAGCCAGCCGUAGAGAAGAUAACUCGCCCGAAGCAGCUCACGUGUCAUUGCGCAUUAUCGGUGGUCAUCCCGUGUCGAUCGCAAACUAUUCCUAUCUGGUGUCGAUGCGAAUAUGGGGCUUACAUUUUUGUGGCGGCAGCAUAAUAAGUAAACGGGUUGUAUUGACCGCCGCUCAUUGUUUCAAAUAUGAGAAGAAUGCACGGAAGUACAGCAUUCAGUAUGGCGUCACACAAAUUGGUGGCACAAAAAAUAUCAUUCACGCCUCAAGGUUGCGAAAGCACCCCAAAUUCAAACAUACCGAUUCGGACUACGAUGUCGGUUUGAUAUUCCUCGUCCAUGCCAUACCGCUUGGUGUUCACGCGCACUCCAUUGCGCUCGCUACCCGUCUACCAAAAACUGGUAGCCCAGCCAGCAUCGCGGGCUGGGGCACAAUCGAGGAAGAUGGCAAUGAGCUACAGCAUUUGCAAGCUGUCAUCGUGCAUACACUCGCUCGUGCGGAAUGUUCCACAAAUUACAAGGACUAUAUUAAAAUAACCCCACGAAUGCUGUGCGCUGGCGAGCCUAUUGACGGCAGAGAUACCUGCGCAGGUGACUCUGGUGGCCCGCUGGUGGUGGAUGGUGUGCAAGCGGGUAUAGUUUCGUUUGGCACAGGCUGUGGACAUAAGGAGUAUCCGGGUGUUUAUACUAAUGUAGCCGCUCUUCACAGUUGGAUCGAGAAAAAUAUGAAGUGAAAAUUGUGUAUAAAAAAGUAUGUAGUACAGUCUGUGAAAAAAAAAGUACCUCAAAAUUUUGACAAGUUUUGGCUAU